Anopheles nili is the source of this 642-nucleotide messenger RNA. RefSeq names its product NADH dehydrogenase [ubiquinone] 1 beta subcomplex subunit 5, mitochondrial (gene ND-SGDH). The transcript has 2 exons. The coding region runs from base 13 to 582 and encodes 189 amino acids. Lineage: Eukaryota; Metazoa; Arthropoda; Insecta; Diptera; Culicidae. The record is from RefSeq and is a predicted model, not a curated record.
CACAGCAGAAAGAUGGCAAUUUUCAGCUCUUUGGCUCGCUCCGGCCAAUUUUCGGCUCGUUUAGGUACUAUUCUGAGCAAUCAAGCUCUUUUGCAGGCAAGAAACAAUGCCCUUACCGGUACGCGCUUCAUGUCCGGCGGUCAUGGACCGAAAAAUUUUACGAUCACGCCUUCCCGUUUCCAAUGGCACAAAUUCAAGGAUAUGUUCCACUACUACAUCAUGAUUGGCUUGAUUCCUGUCGGUGCAGUUGUUUUCUAUUCAAAUGUUUUUAUUGGCCCUGCCACCCUCACGGAAACACCGGAAGAUUACACUCCGAAACACUGGGAAUACCAUCGGCAUCCGAUCACGCGUUUCAUCGCCCGGUACAUCUUGCCCAGCCCACAACAAGAAUACGAGAAAAUGCUUCAUCACCUGUAUGAAGAAAACGAAAAGGCUCAGAUUCGUGCGUUGGAGAAGCAAGUACGCGAUAAAAUGGCUGAGCGUAACGAUUACCAGUCGUACUACUACCGCCCGGCUAUCGGCAAGUACCACCGGGUAGCGAAAGAGGCAGCUGAUGAGCUGGAAUCGCUCCGCGGUGAUUAAGAUGAGAAUGGAUAUGUUGUAGAAUAUGUUGAAGAAAUAGAGACGUAAAGGUGUUGCAGU